This is a messenger RNA of Danaus plexippus (monarch butterfly), 1257 nucleotides long. Its product is annotated as acyl-CoA Delta-9 desaturase-like. The record is from RefSeq and is a predicted model, not a curated record. Gene Ontology annotation, biological process: unsaturated fatty acid biosynthetic process. Lineage: Eukaryota; Metazoa; Arthropoda; Insecta; Lepidoptera; Nymphalidae. Gene Ontology annotation, molecular function: iron ion binding; stearoyl-CoA 9-desaturase activity. Gene Ontology annotation, cellular component: endoplasmic reticulum membrane. The transcript has 5 exons. Bases 32 to 979 code for a protein of 315 amino acids.
UAUCGUUUCAUUAGUAAUAGUUAGUUUUGUCAUGGAAAACAUUAAUCUCAAACAUUUGCCGCCCAUAAGUGAAACGUUCCGGGCGUUUGAAAAGAGUCUCGGUUUUAAAAAUGACAUAAAAUGGACGAGUGCGAUUCUGCUGACACUUUACCAUAUCGCUGCUGUAUACUGGUGCUACCAUUACGCUUUGCCAGUCAAAAUGCAAACAGUUAUAUUCGCUGCAAUAAUGUACGUAGCAACGGGUUUUGGUAUAACAGGAGGAGCUCAUAGGUUGUGGACGCACAAGUCGUAUAAAGCAACUUUACCUCUGAAACUCUUUCUCUUAAUGUGUUUCGCUAGCGCCGGACAGAAUUCGUUAGAGCAAUGGGUACGUGAUCACCGUCUUCAUCAUAAGCAUAGUGAUACUAACGCCGACCCCCAUAACGCGAAUCGAGGACUUUUCUUUUCACAUAUAGGCUGGUUAAUGAUGAAGAAAAAUAAAGAGGUUAUCAUAAGAGGAAAACAAAUGGAUAUGACUGAUAUUCAUGAAGAUCCAAUACUCAUAUUUUAUAACAAACAUUUUGCAUACUUCAGAUUGCUGUUUUGCUUCGUUCUACCUUUCAUGAUCAACGUUUACAUUUUAAAAGAAUCGUGGCAGUGUACUAUCGCAUGGCAGUGGUUUAUUCGUUUCCUGAGUAUGUUUCACUCUGAAUUGACCGUCAAUUCUCUUGCACACGCCUACGGAUAUAGGCCCUAUAAUAAGAAUAUAGUUCCACGUGAAAAUCGAUUCGUUGCAACGUGCACUCUUGGAGAAGGUUGGCACAAUUACCAUCACGCUUUUCCUUUCGACUAUAAGGCGGCUGAGCAUUUUGAUCUCUUUAAUUGGGGCACAUUAUUCAUUCAGGCCUUUGAAAAAUUAGGGUUGGCUUACGGUUUACGUAUGGCAACACCGGAAAUGAUUAGUAACCUUUCUAAGAGAUUAGGUGAAAAUGCACAGUGACCAUGAUUGAAAUAACAGAAUGUGAUAAAUAUAAUAUUAAUGUAAUACGAAUUAAAACGUAAUAUUAAUAUAUUCUCAAGCCUUACGUUUUUUAAGUAAUGAUGUAUUAUAUGUUUACAAUAGUUGUAAGAUUAUCCAUCUGUUUAAUUUUAAUUCAUGUCUAUGAUUAAACAGUUUUAUUAUGACGAAGAUAUGUUAACUUAUUAGUUCUUAUUACGUGAAAAUAAUUUGGCCUUCCAUUUUUUUUAUGACAUUUAAAUAUUUUUAUAUAUGUUUUA